Fusarium sp. VM40 is the source of this 5229-nucleotide messenger RNA. The record is from the annotation of a GenBank genome assembly. NCBI's taxonomy places the organism in Eukaryota, Fungi, Ascomycota, Sordariomycetes, Hypocreales, Nectriaceae.
AUGCCUCGAAAGUGGAUCGACAAAAAGUCAGCCCAGCACUUUACGCUGGUUCACCGACCGCAAAAUGACCCCCUCAUCCACGACGAAAAUGCGCCUUCCAUGGUGCUCAACCCUACCCAGACCAAGAAGUCAUCAAAUAAGUCAAAGGAUUUAGAUGACUUGGCUUCUGAGCUCGGUUACGAAGCCGAUGGUGUUCGCGCGAACGAAGGCGAGGCAGCCGGAUAUGGCGUUUACUACGACGACACCGAGUACGAUUACAUGCAACAUUUGCGCGAUCUUAACACUGGUGGUGGAGAGGUUGUGUUUGUAGAGUCAAGUGCGACUGCGAACAAGGGCAAGGGAAAGCAGAAGCAGUCACUUGAGGAUGCGCUGAAGAAGCUGGACAUUGAGCAAAGUACAGAUGAUAUCCUUGACCCAGAACUUCUUCCUUCUAAGAACCUUACAAGGGUUACCUAUGAAGCCCAGCAGGAUAUUCCUGACUCUCUCAAGGGAUUCCAGCCUGAUAUGGACCCCCGUCUACGAGAGGUUUUGGAGGCCCUGGAAGAUGACGCAUUUGUUGACGACGAGGACGAUGACAUCUUCAAGGAGCUCGCAAAGGAUGGCCGAGAGUUGGAUGACUAUGAGUUCGAGGGUGCGGAGUUUGACGAAGACGAUGGCUGGGAGUCAGACGCUACAGCGAAGCCCAGCAAGGAGUUUAAGGACGGUGAAGCCCCUCAGCUCGUCCAAGCACCUACAGACCAGCCCGAGGAGGGACCUUCUCAAGACUGGCUCGAGGACUUCAAGCAGUUCAAGAAAGAGCAGAAAGGCAGUCGAGCACCGGUUGCGCCAUCACAGUCUGAGAUGCAGUCCAUGUUUACCACUACCACUAAUGGUGGUCGACGUAAGAAGAGAAAGGGAGCUCUCACAGACAACUCGAGCUAUUCCAUGACAUCAUCGUCGAUGGUGCGAACUGAGCAGAUGACUCUACUGGAUGCAAGGUUUGACAAGAUCGAGGAGCGGUAUAACGAAGACAUGGACGAUGAUAUGCAGUCAGUUUCUGCAGUGUCCACCAUGUCUACCGUUCAGGGACCCAUUCGUGGUGACUUUGACAACAUCAUGGAUGACUUCCUCGGAAACUUCACUAAGCCUGGAAAGAGAACGAACAAGAAAACCAAGGCUCAAACAGGCCUCGAGCAACUAGACGAGAUUCGACAGGGGCUGGGACCUGCUCGAAUUCGUGGCCGGAUGAGUGCGACAUUCGUUGCAUCAUCAAACCAGAUGUUAUCGGCUUUUGGUCAGCCGACGCGGAGCCCGUCUCCAGCGUUCAACCCUUUUGCGACUAACUCUGACAACAAAGGAAGCGCAUUUGGCAUUGGUGGUGCAGGCGACUCCUCCAACGCAAAACGAAACAAGAGAUCCGCGGGAUUUGGCGACCAGAGCGAUAGCGAUUCCAAGCGAAAGCCUAACAACCCUUUCAAAGGCAAGGAUGCCAACUUGAGUGACGGAGGCGGUAGGCAAAAGAACCGGAAAGCCGACGACAAGAAGACCAACGACUUGAAGAAAAAUCCGUUCAGUUCUGCCAAUUUGUCUAAGAAACCGGCCGGCCAGAGCGCACGGAGCAAUGGAUCCAAUCCGUUCGCGACAACGCGUGACGAACCGCGACCAACUUCGUUAUCGAGCGUCGAAUUCCACGAUAAAGAUAUCCCAGAAACUCGCCAUUCUGACGACCCUCAUGCUAAGAGGGUGUAUGAACAAUUACGGAAAGAUGGCAUUAAUCCUCCCCCAUGGCCAUCGCAACCUGGAAAUCCUAAAAACAAGGCAGAGCUCACCAAGUUCCGCGAGAAAUAUGAGGCGUACCGCAGCAAAGCGCGCGCGUCACUAACGAAGGCCGGUUUGAUUGACGACCCGGAAAAGCGCAAAACACUCCAGGAUGCCAUUGAUUUCAAGGGUAUUUGCGAGGAUAUGUGCCCCGAGUACGAAAAGAUAACACGAAUAAACGAAUCGGAUGUCAAUCAGCCCGAGAAGAACCCCAAAACUACAUACGCCAAUACUCAUCGCAUGGUCAAGAAGCUCGCUCGUUCUGCAGCUGGUCAAGAAGCACCACUUCCUAUGGACGUGCGAUCGGUGGCAGCCCUUAGACGGACACUUGACUAUCUCGUUGAUGAUCUUCUACGCGACGACGGAAACUUACCGGUCUACCAUGGAUUUCUUUGGGAUAGAACACGCGCGAUUCGCCGAGAUUUCACUUUCUUCUCAUCCCUUACACCCGAUGAGAUGAAAGCGCAGGUCUACGUCUUGGAGAACAUUACGAGGUUUCACGUAACAGCGCUCCACCUUCUUACCCAAGAUGGCAAGGCACCUGAGGAUUUUGUGGAACAGCAGGAGUUGGAACAGCUUGGAAAGGCGCUCUUGUCACUCCGUGAUGCCUACGACGACUGUAACGACCAGGGCAUUCGAUGCGAAAAUGAAGCCGAAUUCCGAGCAUACUACCUCAUUUUCCAUGCCUACGACUCAAAUAUUAUUGAAACUCUCCAGCGCCAAUGGAAAGCAAAUCUUUGGAGGGACUCUGAUGAGGUCCGUACAGCAGUCUCACUCGUUGAGGCACUCCAAAAUACACACGACUAUCACGGACCUCUCAAGGACGCGCCGUCUUUGGCUGCAUCAGCCGCAUACCAAUCAUAUUUCAGAAUAGUGGAGGACCCCAAUGUUUCUUAUACAAUGGCCUGCUUUGCAGAAUGCCAUUUCCCCCGACUUCGUCGUUCCAUCUUGGCUGCUAUCAAAAAGGGCCUCGCCCGACCUCGAGAAGGUUCCAAGGACGUCACAGCCGCUGUGUUGAAUAAGUUUCUUCGCUUCGAUACUGUCCAGCAAGCUAUUGACUUUGCAGAACUUCACGAUAUUGAGUUUGGCCAAUGUGAAGAGGACUCGUCCAACAUCAACCUCCAAUACGCAAAGCUGGAUAGUCGGGGUUCCUUGCCCCAUCAUCGCCUUCAACAUCAAUUCUCUCAUACCCUAGUCGAAAAGAAGCGCGGAUCAAGAAGGCUUCCCGAUCUCAUUCAUGAAACAAUCCACGAAGAUAAGAAUCUCUCCAAACCCACAACAAAUGGAUCUGGCGAAGGAAGCCUUUUCGUCUCGAACACGGAAACCACUACCAAUAAGCCUCUCAUCCCCACUGGACCUAAGGCCACAACACCCGGCGCCUUUUCAUCUGUUAGCACAUCUGGUGGAUCUUGGGGAAACAACAAGCCCGUCAACGGCACGUCAGGGACUACAUUCAACGGAACUACCACGACCAACGGCUCUGCUUUGCAACAACCAACACCUCAAUCGAAUCCUUUUGCUUCAGGUUUGGCUUCGGCAGCCAAGCAGCCUGCUGUCAACCCAUUUGCGCCGUCGACUUCGGCAGCUACUCCAUCAUUCUUCAACAAUGCCUCAGGUACAGCUACCAACACACAGCAACCAACGAGAUCUAGAACAACGCCAUCACAAAGCCCAUUCACCUCGUCUGAUAAGCCAUCAACUGCUUCGAGCGAACCGGUAGUGAAAAAUCCUUUCGGUCAACCUUUUGCCCCAUCAAAUAAGGAUGCUACGCCAGCAACACAGUCGACCUCGUUCCAGCCGCCCAAGUUUACGAUUCCUUCAGCCGAAAAAGCCUCGAGUAAUGAGACGGCAUCCGACAAGUUCCAAGGUCAAACUCGACCCUUCGCCUCAGCAGAGCAGAAGCCGCCUGCCAUUAAUAUACUUCCUCCAACUCCUCAACUGUCGGGAAGUCCUUUCAACUCUCUAACACCACCACAAACAUCAUCUGCAAACACCACACCGCAGGUGACACAGCCCUUUGCGGGGCUUGGGUCUUCUACGUUGUCUGGGGAGCAAAGCAAGUCAGCAACAAGCAUUCUUGGUUCGCAACCACCUAUUUCGGCCACGCCCCAAUUCUCAUUCCCUCCCCUUGGAGCUUCGACAUCCCUGACAUCAGCAAGCCCUGGCGUUUCCCAGCCCUCUACAGCUUUGGCAACUACUCAGCCACCUCAGGAAUCGAUAUCUCCUCCAGCACCGCCAGCGCCACCUCGUGAUCUUCUCGGGGACUUUACCAAAUGGUUUGUAACGGGUGAUGAUGGACUCAUAGAAGAGUUUCAAGCAUUUAUGCUGGAUAAUAUCCUACAAGGCGUGUAUCGCAAGUACGUCCAUGAUGAGGAAAUAAGGAGGCAGAAAGAAGAAGACGACAAAGCGCUAGCUGAAGCACAGAAAUUCCGUGUCUACAGCCUAUCAGUCAAGUACUUCUACCGCUGGAAGGAGACUGCCCGCGAUCGACGUCUCAGCCAGCUUCGUCGCAGUGGCCGAGAGCAGAUGAGAGCCUACUACGAAGCCCAGCGUGCUGAGCAAGCCAGGGCACAGAAGGAAGCCGCCCGUAAGGCCGCACGAGAGAAGGCUGAACUCGCAGAUUUGAACCGAUCAGAAGAGUUGAAAGAUUUCCUCAAGCAUAAAAAGCCAAAACGCCGUCAAGCUGCAGAGGAGGCAUUACGUGCCUCGGGCGUUCUAUCCGGAAUUACCAAUGAGCAAGAAGCUAUCUCUCGGAUCGUGCGUAGAACGCCGUCUGUCAGCAGUACUCUCUCUAGCAAGCAAUCAACCGCAACUGUCGCCAGAGGAGGAUCUAAAACUAGAGCACUUCGACAACAAUUUGGCGACCAGUCCGCUACUUUUAGACGCUCGUUGCCUCCCAUGGCUUCUAGAAACACCGCAAGUCCUGAGCCCAGCAACCGUAUCAGCAGAGUAUCAGAGCGUUGGCGGCUCAAGGCUAUGGGGAUUGUGCAGCUACCUGAUGGCACAGCUGUGCCUGAGUCAAUGGCCAACGAGAUGCACUAUGCAAGGAGAAGGCAACCCGGGGUUGGUGCAAUGGGUCCGCCUACCAGCGACUUCAACCGCCGAGCAUCUGUGAGCGAUCUCGCUCGCCCUGAAGGACGGCAUCGUCUGUCUAGCUCACAUGGAACCACCGACACCAAUGAGUCAGACAGCACAACUACUAAGAAUAAGAGAAAGCGGACGGCGGAGGAUGACGACGAGACGACUCAAGAGCGCCAGCCCAAAUCCAGCACGCACAAGCGCGUUGUGAGCGAUGCGCAAACCCUGAUUAACGAACUCCGCGCUAUGAGGGAGGAGAUGGAAGAAGGGGCGACAUGGUUCCGAGACCAAAACGAUAGAAUGCAAAGCGAAGUUAUGAGUAGAGGCUCGACGCCCUGGGAUCAAGAUGGAUAA